CGCCUGCCGAGGCUCCUCCCGCGGUGGCGGCGGGCGGGCGACCCUCGGCCGGUCCUCAGCCGGCUCGGCCUGCGGCUCCGGCGGGUACCGGCCGGCGGGCGGGGCUCUGGGCCCGCGGUGGGGGCGCGUCCCCCACAGCCUGAGCCGCGGCGGCCGGGGCGCGGCCGCGGCGGGCCGUCUCCUAGACACCCUCCAGGGGGCAGGGAGCCCGUCUGCUGAGUUGAGGACGGUUUCUCCAGUGCCUGGCACCUGUCUCAGCAGGUGAAAUUGUCGCCGUCCCCAUCCAUCGCCUGGCACGUUUUUAAGGAGGAGGAAGCUGUCAGGUUCGCAGCAGAGGAUACAGAGUGUCCCAGUUCUGAGUUUGCCCGCAAGCCCCAUUCUUAGUACCCGUUUUCCUGGAAGUGACAGACUCAUUCAGUUGAUGUUUGAGAGACCAUCUGCGAAGUGCCUGACUUUGGGAAUAAGCCUGAUUGUGCAGGUAAUCCUGGAGGCCCAGGAGACCCUCAAACUGGCAGAAUGAAUGACUGGCUCAGGAUUUUUGAUCAAAACGUGCUGGUCCCUCCCCACCCACAGAGAGCACGCCAGCCUUUAAAGGAAUCAACAGCGUUUCAGUGUGUCCUGAGGUGGCUUGAUGGGCCACUGAUGAAGCAGGGAGUCCUGGAGGUGCUUUCAGAGGUGGGCUGCCAUCUGCGCAUGUCUCUCUUUGAUGUCACCUACCGGCACUUUUUCGGGAGGACAUGGAAGACCACGGUGAGGCCGGUGGAACAGCUGUCCAGGCAGCCGUCCAGGAUCGUCUUUGAAGAGCCCGUGUACUUUCACACGUCCUUAAACCACCCUAACGUGGUGGCCGUGGUCGAGGUGGUCACCGAAGGCCGGAAGCGGGACGGCUCCCUCCAGGCGCUGUCGUGUGGGUUUGGAAUUCUCCGGCUCUUCGGCAACAAGCUGGAGCCUGCGGCCUCUUCCUCCCAGGACAAGCGGCUGCGGCUGUACCAUGGCUCCCCCCGCGCCCUCCUGCACCCGCUGCUCCAGGACCCCGUGGAACAGAACAAGCACAUGACUCUCAUUGAGAGCUGCAGCCUCCAGUACGCGCUGAGGCCGCACCCGCUCCUGGAGCCUGUGUUCCAUCUUCUUCCCGAGAACCUUCUGGUGUCUGGUCUGCAGCACAUACCUGGCCUCCUUCCAGCUCACGGAGAAAAGGGGGACGCCCUCCGAAAGCCUCGCCUUCAGAAGUCCGUCACGUGGUACUUGGACGAUUUAUUCUUCACGCUGUACCCUUCUUUGGAGAAGUUUGAGGAAGAGCUUCUGGAGCUCCUUAUCAGUGAUCACUUCCGGGAGGGGGGCGUUCCGCUGGACGGCAGCGCGCUGGAGAUCUUGGAGCGCCGCCUGUGCGUGGGCGUGCACAACGGUCUGGGCUUCGUGCAGAGGCCGCAGGUGGUGGUGCUGGUGCCCGAGCUGGACGUGGCCUUGACGCGCUCUGCCAGUUUCAGCAGGAAAGUCAGCUCCUCCUCCAAGGCCAGCUCCGGAAACCAGGCUCUGGUUUUGAGAAGCCGCCUCCGACUUCCUGAGAUGGUCCGUCAUCCUGCGUUUGCCAUCGUCUUUCAGCUGGAGUACGUGUUCAACAGCCCUUCCGGAGCGGACGGCAAGGCGGCCGCCGUCCCCUCUCUGUCCGGCGUGGCAUGUAUGCACACAAUUCGCUGGGCUGUUUGGAACCCCGUGCUGGAAGCCGGCUCUGGGAAGGUGACCUUACCUCUGCAGGGUGGGAUCCGGCCCAACCCCUCGCACCGUCUGGUCUAUAAAGUGCCCCCGGCCAGCAGGAGCUCUGAAGAGGUGAAGCAGGUGGAGUCGGGGACCGUCCAGUUCCAGUACUCGCUGAGCCCCGAGGAACACCUGGACACCACCACGGGGCUCGUGCACAGCCCCGAGGCAGAGCGGCAGCCCUCCAGGAGACCACCCACAUCCCCCACAAGCCCGCCAGCACCGCCACCGCAGAGGCUCGCUGCCCUCCAGGACUCGCCUGUGGGACCAGGGUUGUCGCUCUCCCAGCUGGCGGCUCCCCCGCAGUCCCCCGCUCAGCGCCGCUCGGCCACACCCGCCUCACAGCCACCCGACAGCUCCGAGCCCCCGCUGGCCCGGGAGCAGGAGCCGCCCCUGGAGGGCAGGAUCUCUCACCUGGAGGCCCAGCUGUGCCAGGCGUCCUCAGUCCUGGGAGCCUCUGUCGCUGAGCAGCUGCGGGAACUGCCUUUCACGCCGGUGCACGCCCCGAUUGUCGUGGGAGCCCAGGCCAGGAGCUCUGGGAGUAGGCUGUCGCGAGCCUCGAUGGUGCUCCUGCAGGCUUCUGGCUUUCCCGAAAUUCUGGAUGCCAAUAAGCAACCAGCGGAGGCUGUCGAUCCUGCGGAUCCUGUGAAAUUCAAGCCGGAGAAGGAAGAAGUGGACCGUCUGCAAGGCAACGAGAUAGUGCUGCAGUUCCUGGCCUUCAGCAGAGCAUCCCAGGACUGCCAGGGAGCGCCGUGGCCAAAGACAGUGUAUUUCACCUUCCAGUUCUACCGCUUCCCGCCCGAGACAACGCCACGUCUGCAGCUGGUCGGGCUGGACGAGACAGGCCGGACGCGCUCCGGUUCCCUGUCGCAUCUCCUGGUUCUCGCUGACAAGGAUGGCUCCUCUGACGCUGGGUCUCCCGGCUUUCAGCUCAAGUACCUGGUGGAUCCUGGGUUCCUGAAGCCUGGAGAGCAGCGCUGGUUCACCCGCUACUUGGCCGCCCAGACCCUACAGAUUGACGUCUGGGACGGAGACUCCCUGCUCCUCGUGGGAUCUGCGGCCGUCCAGAUGAAGCAUCUCCUCCGCCAAGGCCGGCCGGCUGUGCAGGUCCUGCAUGAGCUCGAGGUUGUGGCGACUGAGUAUGAGCAGGACGUGGUGGUGAGUGGAGAUGUGACCCGGUUUGGCCGUGUCAAGCCCAUCGGUGUCUACACGGUGCUGAAGGGCUGGCUGCAUCUGACGCUGGCCAACGUGGGUCACAUGUGUGAGCAGAUGAAGAGAAAGUCGAGCUCGUUGCCACCUUCCAGGUCCCGGGUCAUCUCGAACGAUGGCGCCCUGCACUUCGUGGGAGGCAGUCUCCUCACGCGCGGGGGUCUGAGACUAAAAAAUGUGGUCCAAGCACAGAAGCUGGCUGACGUGGACCGUGAGCUGGCUGCCAUGCUGUUCACCCGCACACAGCCCGGGAGCAAGGGGCCCCCGGGUGCCAGCCGCGAGGGGGAUGCCGUCCGCAGGCGCAAGCUGGAGCGGAUGAGGUCCGUGCGCCUUCAGGAGUCCGGAGGAGAGCUCAGCUGCUGGGGGGCCAGCCUGUUGGCUCAGCAGAGCGUCCGCGCCCAGCACACACGCGACCUGCAGGUCAUCGCUGCCUAUCGGGAACGUAUGAAGGCUGAGAGCAUCUCCAGCGCGCUGAGCCUGGCCAUCACCACCACACACACCAUCCACGUCACACUGGGCACUGCCGAGUUCUUCGAGUUUGCCCUCAAGAACCCCCACAACAUGAAGCACACUGUGACCAUCGAGGUGGACAACCCCGAGCUCAGCAUCAUCCAGGACAGUCGGGAGUGGAGGUACUUUAAGGAUGCGGCUGAGCUGAACACACCGGUGGAAGAGGACAUGUUCCAUCUCCGAGGGAACCUUGCCCCGCAGAUCUUCCUACGUCCGUGGGAGACCGUCCACAUCCCCUUCCGAUAUCAGACCUUCUCUGUGGGGCCGCCGGCCUUGGUGCAGGCCUCUGCUGAGCUGAGAUCUGAGAAGGGCACGGAUGCCGGAUCGCCCCAGAGGUCCAGUGCGAUGCCCACUAAGCAUGCCAAGGUAAGGGGACGGGGCAGCGGCGGCAAGCCCCUCGCUGUGCUCUGCCUCACCGUGGAGACCCAGCCCCACGUGGUGGACCAGGUCUUCCGCUUCUACCACCCGGAGCUCACCUUCCUGAAGAAGGCCAUCCGCCUGCCUCCCUGGCACACACUUCCAGGUGCUCCUGUGGGAAGACCCGGUGAGGAACCCCCAGUCCAUGUCCGAUGUAGCGACCCCAAUGUCAUCUGUGAGACCCAGAAUGUGGGCCUCGGGGAGCCACGGGACGUGUUCCUGAAGGUGGCUAGUGGUCCAAGCCCAGAGAGCAAAGACUUCUUUGUCACUGUUUACGCGGACCGCUGGCUGGCGACGCCUGUCCAGGUGUGGCAGGUCCACCUCCACUCCUUACAGCGUGUGGACGUCUCCUGUGUCACAGGCCAGCGGACCCGCCUGUCCCUUGUCCUUCGGGGGACGCAGGCAGUUAGGAGAGUGCAGGCUUUCACCUCGCACCCCCAGGAGCUGAAGACGGACCCCAGGGGUGUGUUCGCGCUGCCGCCGCACGCGGUACAGGACCUGCACGUCGCUGUGAGGCCCCGGAGGGCUGGGAGCCGCUUCAUCCACCUUAACCUGGUCGACGUGGACUACCACCAGCUGGUGGCCUCGUGGCUCGUGUGCCUCUCUUGCCGCCCACCUCUCAUUUCCAAGGCUUUCGAGAUCACGCUGGCCGCGGGGGAUGGCAAAGGCGCCAACAAGCGCAUCACCUACACCAACCCCUACCCCUCCGCGAGGACCUUCCACCUGCACAGCGACCGCCCGGACCUGCUGCAGUUCAGGGAGGACUCCUUCCAGGUCGGGGGCGGCGAGACCUACACCAUUGGCCUGCGGUUCGCUCCCCGUGAGAGCACCGGGGAGGAGGAGAUCCUGAUUUACAUCAACGACCACGAGGACAAGAACGAAGAGGCCUUUUGCGUGAAGGUCACCUACCAGUAGGGGAGCUGCUGGCCCUGCUCCCCCGCCCGCCGCUGCGCAGCGACAGACCCUGCGACCUGCGCAGGCUGCUGGCGAGGGCGGAGGGACCACCGAGCUCCGGACCGGCUUGCAGGCCCGAGUCCAGGAAGCCUCUGCUGGAGCCAGCCGUGCGCCCAGGCCCCCGGCGUCCUGGGGUGGGGGCUCGGCGCCCAGAAGCACGCGGCCCUGCUCUCCGCUGCAGUUGGGCAGGUGUCACUGCCUGUGACGUGCCGAUUUGCUUUAUAGUGACAUGUGUUUUAUGAAUCAUCUUAGGUGAUAAAAUUAUGUUUUCUUACUGGGUUUUGUACACACAUUAUUUGCUAUGCAAUGUUUAUAUUGAUAAUCUUUCAUACCUUUUCUUAAGUUGUGUAUGAAAUACUAAACUUCCACUUGUUU
Messenger RNA from Lutra lutra (Eurasian river otter), 5220 nucleotides. RefSeq names its product nephrocystin 4 (gene NPHP4). Gene Ontology annotation, biological process: negative regulation of canonical Wnt signaling pathway; protein localization to ciliary transition zone. The transcript has 32 exons. The record is from RefSeq and is a predicted model, not a curated record. Bases 517 to 4806 code for a protein of 1429 amino acids. NCBI's taxonomy places the organism in Eukaryota, Metazoa, Chordata, Mammalia, Carnivora, Mustelidae. Gene Ontology annotation, cellular component: ciliary base; cytoskeleton; ciliary transition zone.